AUGCUCGGCCGGCUCUUGCACUUGGGCUCCGGCGGCCCUUCAGCCACGCCUACACUGGCCACUACCAAAACCUCUAGGCCCGUAUCCUCGCUUGAAUCUGUUCAAGAGGAUAUCUUUACCCGAAAUCUACUUUUUCCAGACGCCCAUGCUUUGUAUCAGCAUCGCAAUGAUCAAGUGUUCCCUCUAUCAAGUACUCCAACCACCCCUGCAACCUCUACAGCAAACGCCUUCGACUACAGCGGUGAUGUCGACCUGGACGUGCGUGAUGUUCGGGUUAUCAUUAUGCAGGAUGCCCUAGGCCCUUCCAAUGCCUCUCUUCUCUUUGAUAGUCACCCUGCCCCUCCAGUAUCUCCCACAGAGCGUGCGCCUAUCCCUCCAGAGUUUCGUCGAACCCCGACAUCACCACGCAAAAGCAGUCUCGGUGGAUUGUCACGACCUCUCGUCAUUCAACCCGAAGGCCCUCCUCAACCUUCUCCUCGACAGGGUGCUUUCGAUCGCCGCUCCUCACUCCAGGGGCGAAGGGACAGCCAAGCCGAGUCAGAUGGACAGAAGGCUUCCCGUGAAUAUCGCGAGGAGCUUGCGACUUUCUCCAGCUGCAUUUUUGGAAAUUCGGAACUAAUGUCCUAUAAAGGGACAUCGACCAAGGUUCAUGUCGUGCCAGGCGAGUCACGCCCUGCUGAGCCCUCGAGUAGCGUUAUUGGAGAUGGCAGGAGCUCCAUCGGACGCUCUAGUGCUCGUUCCAGUCGACUAUCUCAGUCAUUCUCCUCGCAAGCCUUUUCUCCCACCAACGCCUCCACUGCCCAUAACCAUACAUUCACUUCUCGUCCAGUUGAGAAGAAGAAAGUUCUAAUAACUCGCCUGUUUCCCGUAAACCUCCCUACCGAUGACCCUGACAGCACCUCGCCCUCAAAUCACUGGGCAGACGAUAAUUCUGGUUUCCCCUUUCCAACGACAAGCGACGAAUCUGUGCCCAAGAAGAAGAAACCACAUGUCAAGCAACGGCGAACUCCAAUGUAUGCCGUGGUGCUAGUGGUUCAACUCCCUACCUCCAACGCUACGUCAACUCGAAUGCCUACGAGUCAGUCCAAAUCUGCACAGCGUGAAUCAAGCUCUUACAACGACCAAGAGUUCUUCCCGUCAUCUUUCAGCUCAGCUCGACCUUCGGGAUGGACCAUGGUUGGAUCUGGAAAUGGUGAUGGGGCAGACUCGACAUACACAGCCGACAUGGAAGACAGAAUCGACUCACUCACUCGGCAUUGGGAUAUCAUUAUGAGGACGUUAACCCAUCUUCAGUCUGUGGUGGCCACAAUCUUAGCAACAAUGCUUAGACAGGUCGACCUGGCUUCUCCUGGGCCUGCCCCGGGACCCGCCCAGGCUUCAGUAACAUCCAACAAAACUGGCAGAGCCACCUCUUUCUCAGAGCAACGGCGGGGUGAGAUGUCUCGGAUUAAGCCUCCGAAGAGCACCACGAAACUGGUCUACCUCUGGCCCAAUUGUCUUGCAGAUGACACAAACAUUGCCGGAGAAGUUGACGCUUCUAGACAUAGAAUUGUCAUGGGAUUAAGCGCAGCACGAGUCGUGACAGGUCAGGGUCGGUGGGGAAUCUGGCGUGAUGAAGCACGCUGGACCUCCAAAUGGGUCUCUGGAAUAGACCAGCACAACCAAUUCUUCUAUAACCUCCUGACUGGAUUUCUUUCAACCCAUACGGAUUGGCUGCAGGCUCUUUGCCCCCCUUCCUAUCGAAGACGGCUUUAUCUCCAGCAGAAGAACCGAAGCGAGGAGGAUCUUUCACUCCCGGCACGAACCAUUAUUGUAUCUGAUGACAAGAUGGUUGCUCGACGCCUUGUCUUCCUUCUCUCUGCGUUUCUGCCCGCCAAUUCCCAGUUUCCCACGACCCGUGCUCAUCGACCUAGCACUUCGACGUCCGUUGGGACAUAUUCCCACUCGCCUCCAGCUUUUGUCAUUCCUGUUCUUCGAGAAGAGUCUCUUCGUCGUAAGAUCAACCGACGCACAGGGAUACGCCGAGUCUCCCAUUCGAGAACAACAAGUCAAAGCGCAAGAUCUUCAGCUGUGCCCAUGCAACUGGCUCAUCUGACAAUGGACCGGAACCAUGAACGGCGAGUUUCGGACGCAGCCUCAAUUCGACCUCCCAACUUCGCAAUGUUCGGUAAUGACAUCGUGAGUAGGAAGAGCAGUGCUGCAACAACCACAACAGUCAUGCCUGAGACAACCAUGCCGCAUUUCUCCACAGCUCAGCGAGUGGAAUCACAAAGACGACCCCGCCCUAGUAGCAGCGGAAGCGUCGCUACUGACGAUCUUAAGCGCUCCUUAAAAAGAGGAGAAAGCACAGGCGCCAUGAGCAAUGGUAGCAGCGACUCUAGAAGCCAAAGUUCGCGUUGGGGAAGCGUCAUUAGUGGUCUUUGGAGUACGCGACGCCGUGAUUCGACUUCUUACAGCACGUAUAGUGGGUAUGAUCCGAAGUCGCCCACCAAGGCAUCUUUCCAUCGCACGGAUAAGUUAUCCCAGAUGGUCGAGGAAGCAACUCUGGCGGAGAACACAAGUGCUCCCUCAUCGUCGGCGCGUCGCCCCUCUACUGAUGCUCUUCGGGGAGCAGGCACUCCAAGGGACUUCAAAGGCCAUAGCCGGGAGCCAUCCAUCCGUCCCGACAGGACACCAGACCCCAACGGUGCCUUUGAGUCCCCUGUCAAAACAUCCAUCAAUGCCGAUGAUGGUAUCAUUGAUGUCGACAUCUCCUUUCCCGACUAUAUGACUUCCUUUGAGUCUGCUAUCAGCUCGCCAUCAAGCAGCGGUUAUCUUUCUACCCCUGGACUUCAAAGCGGACUCGAGUCAUUUGAGCAAGCCUCGCGUUUGUGUGUCGACGGCGAUCUUCCUCUUAACGCUGCUGGUUGGCUAAACCGUUAUCACCCUGACUUUGCUCUUCAGGCUAUUCCUCCUCAGGAGGACCUCAUGGAGCAGAUCAAGGCGUCUCUUCAGGCUGAGCCAACACCACCUCCUACUCACCCCAUUCUGGGUGACCUCAACGAGCGCUGGGUAGAUAUCAGCAGUGUUAUGGUUGCAGAUACUACCACCAACUCAAUCACUCGUCUCCGAUACCGUCGGUUGGUCAAGCCACGAUCGCCUGCUGAUCACCGACCCCUUACUGGCCCACCUGGGCUUUCAACCUCUUACGGGGGACUCCUGACUCCCUCAAUUCUUCCCUACGAGACUCAGCUCGAAGAAGAAUGGAUUGAAGAACCCGUCUUGCGUCCUGACGAGACCCUGACUGAUGCUGUUGAGAGGGUUAUCAGCUUGAGCCAAGAUACCAGUAAAGACCACUCUCUGGCUUCUUCUCAAACACAUAGCGACACUCGCAUGAGUACUGAAGUCGAGGAGCCAGUCUCCAUCACGGCCCCAAUUACACCAGCAUUGGCACCGGCACCCUUGGAGAUACCUCGUGUGCAAUGCAAGACAGUCGUUCUUUCUGCUCUUGAAGAUAGCAUCCGGGAAGUCAUUGACAUUCGCGAGAAGCGACAUCUCGAGACCAACCACACCAGAAAUGGCCGAACACUAAGCCCACUUCAUGAUGCCAUCAGCAUGUGGCUUGAUAAUCUAGAUAUUACUGACGGAUGA
Fusarium sp. VM40 is the source of this 3630-nucleotide messenger RNA. The record is from the annotation of a GenBank genome assembly. NCBI's taxonomy places the organism in Eukaryota, Fungi, Ascomycota, Sordariomycetes, Hypocreales, Nectriaceae.